UGCUUCCUCUCUUCAUCAAGAUGCUUCCUCUCUUCUUCAAAGUACUUCCUCUCUUCAACAAAGUACUUCCUCUCUUCAUCAAGGUGCUUCCUCUCUUCAUCAAGGUGCUUCCUCACUCCAUCAAGAUGCUUCCUCACUCCAUCAUGCAUCCAUCAUGCAGCUUCCUCUCUUCUUCAAAGUACUUCCUCUCUUCAUCAAAGUACUUCCUCUCUUGCUCAAGAUGCAGCUUCCUCUCUUCAACAAGGUGCUUCCUCUCUUCAUCAUACAGCUUCCUCUCUUCAACAAAGUGCUUCCUCUCUUCAUCAAGGUGCUUCCUCUCUUCAUCAAGAUGCUUCCUCUCUUCUUCAAAGUACUUCCUCUCUUCAACAAAGUACUUCCUCUCUUCAUCAAGGUGCUUCCUCUCUUCAUCAAGGUGCUUCCUCUCUUCAUCAAGAUGCUUCCUCACUCCAUCAUGCAUCCAUCAUGCAGCUUCCUCUCUUCAUCAAGUUGCUUCCUCUCUUCAACAAAAUACUUCCUCUCUUGAUCAAGGUGCUUCCUCUCUUCUUCCAAAGUACUUCCUCUCUUCAUCAAGGUGCUUCCUCUCUUCUUCAAAGUACUUCCUCUCUUCAUCAAGGUGCUUCCUCUCUUGAUCAAGGUGCUUCCUCUUUCUUCAAAGUACUUUUCUUCAUCAAGGUGCUUCCUCUCUUCUUCAAAGUACUUCCUCUCUUCAUCAAGGUGCUUCCUCUCUUGAUCAAGAUGCUUCCUCUCUUCAACAAAGUGCUUCCUCUCUUCUUCAAAGUGCUUCCUCUCUUCUUCAAAGUACUUCCUCUCUUCAACAAAGUGCUUCCUCUCUUCAUCAAGAUGCUUCCUCUCUUCAUCAAGGUGCUUCCUCUCUUCUUCAAAGUACUUCCUCUCUUCAUCAAGAUGCUUCCUCUCUUGAUCAAGAUGCUUCCUCUCUUCAUCAAGGUGCUUCCUCUCUUCGUCAAAGUACUUCCUCUCUUGCUCAAGAUGCAGCUUCCUCUCUUCAUCAUGCAGCUUCCUCUCUUCAACAAAGUACUUCCUCUCUUGCUCAAGAUGCAGCUUCCUCUCUUCAACAAAGUACUUCCUCUCUUCAUCAAGAUGCUUCCUCUCUUCAACAAAGUACUUCCUCUCUUCAUCAAAGUGCUUCCUCUCUUCUUCAAAGUACUUCCUCUCUUCAUCAAGAUGCUUCCUCUCUUCAACAAAGUACUUCCUCUCUUCAUUAA
Trichomonas vaginalis G3 is the source of this 1223-nucleotide messenger RNA. Its product is annotated as SLEI family protein family. NCBI's taxonomy places the organism in Eukaryota, Parabasalia, Trichomonadida, Trichomonadidae. The transcript has a single exon. The annotation marks the transcript as partial. The record is from RefSeq and is a predicted model, not a curated record.